AUGGCUGAUGAUAAGUCGUCUAAGACGAAUGGAGUCGGUUCUGAUCCCCUGCAACGCCUGGCUUCGUUCAAACCACCCCGUGAUCUGACCCUCGGUGGAAUUAAAACCAACAAAAAAGUAUUCACACCUAAUUUGAACGUAAUCAGGAAUAAAAACAAAGGUGCACCUAAACCACCACAGAACCAGAAGAAAGAUGAUAAAGACAAAAAGGACAGGAGAAAUGACAGAAAUAAGAACUUCAAAAAUGGACCUAACAUUAUUAAAUCCAGUGGAGUUUUCUCAGAAGGACUAGGCAGUGCUGAGAGACAUUCAUCGCGAGUGUCAUAUGGCAGAGAUACGGAUACAGUCCAAACUAUGCAGAAACCUACCAUUAGAGUUAAGGAUGUUAUAAAGAUCGAUAAAGAAUUAGAGGAACAAAAAAUUAAGUCAGUGCUAGGAGAGAACGGUAAUUUGGGUGACGAUGACAGCGGCGAGGACUUUAAACAAAUCCAUGAGACGGACGCACCUAUCAAGCUGCCCAUGGAUGAUGGUGGAUGGUCGAAAAAACCGUCACUGAAAAUUAAACAGGAGGUGAUUGUGAAGCGGGAACCCGAGGAUGCAGUCGACAGUGUCAGUACUGAGGUGGAUGAGAAGCCAGCCAUACCUGACAUAAAACCUGACGUUUAUGAAGAUCUUGAUGUUGUUAACUUACUGAAGACUGAUCAACCUACCCUCAUAUUAUUGCAGUUGCCAGAUACACUGCCAGGCCGCGGUGGCAGGAUGGAGGAUGACAUGCCUCGACGAAGGGCUAAUAUGAACGAGGAGCCUUCCACAUCCAGCGAAGAUAAGGAGGAAAAACCAGUAGACAACAGAUGUCGGCUGGCAGACUUAGAAGAGGGUCGUAUUGGCAAACUUCGAGUGCAUCGCUCUGGACGAGUCAGCCUAGCACUUGGGGACACCAUGUUUGAGGUAUGCUUAGGCACGAAGGCAGCGUUCCACCAAGAAGUUGUGUCAGUGGCUACAGAUGAGGCAUCCCGUUCAGCCAACCUGGUGUCUCUCGGCUCCUUGCAGCACAAGCUCAACCUCGUCCCCAAUUGGGAGACCAUGUUUCAAGAUAUGUCUGUAUAG
Spodoptera littoralis (African cotton leafworm) is the source of this 1107-nucleotide messenger RNA. Lineage: Eukaryota; Metazoa; Arthropoda; Insecta; Lepidoptera; Noctuidae. The record is from the annotation of a GenBank genome assembly.